This is a messenger RNA of Drosophila persimilis, 1002 nucleotides long. RefSeq names its product protein late bloomer. The coding region runs from base 191 to 847 and encodes 218 amino acids. The record is from RefSeq and is a predicted model, not a curated record. NCBI's taxonomy places the organism in Eukaryota, Metazoa, Arthropoda, Insecta, Diptera, Drosophilidae. The transcript is spliced from 5 exons. Gene Ontology annotation, cellular component: membrane.
UUCAGUCGAACGUCAACGUCUAUAGGAAAAGGGCUUGCGUUCAGCUGAGCAUUGCCUGGUCGUGUCCCCGCUGGUCACCGCUUCUAGUUAACUGCGCAUCGGAAAAACGAAAAAGGACAGGAAGGACGGAUAAAGCGAUAAGUAAUUGGUGCGUUUAUUGAUUGUUUAUCCUUCUGGAGCGUCUUGCAACAUGGCCUGUCGCGUGUCGUUUCUGAAAACACUUCUCAUCAUUCUCAAUGUCCUGCUAUCGCUAAUUGGCGUGACACUGAUUGCGCUGUCUGUGUAUGAGCUGAACAGCUCCACGCCAGGCACCUUCGAGCACAUUGCCAUCGUCAUCCAGAUCUUUGUGGGCUCCUUCGUCAUACUGACCUCGUUCCUUGGCUGCUUUGCCACGGCCCGGGUCUCCCUGGGACUCGUUUGGACUUAUGUGAUCUGCCUCUUGAUCCUGCUCUGCCUGCAGAUCUACAUCAUUGCUGCAGCCCACUCAACGAACUAUGUGGAGAGGUCGCGGAGCGAGUUCCUGGCCCUCUGGUCAGAUCCCAGAACCAAUGUCGAGCGCCUCUCCCUCAUCGAGCAGAAGUACUCGUGCUGUGGUCAGGUCGGUGCCCAUGAUUACAUACUGCUCGGCAGGGGAAUACCCACGAACUGCUACAGGAACUUCGACAGGCAGCAGGACAACCUCUUCACCGAGGGCUGUCUGGCGGCUGUCCAGGCCCAUGCCAACGACAACGUGGCCAUCGGUCUCGUCAUCAAGUGGCUGCUGUUGGUGGUAGAGUUCGCCGCCCUGGGAGCCGCUACACACUUGGGCAUCACGGUGCGCAACAAAUUGCGGCGCGAGAGAUUCUAACAGGUUUCCCGAAUGGCGAUGCACCUGCCCCAGCCAUGGCCUGGAACCGAUGGGAGCAAACAAACCCAUAACAAACACUUCUGUACGCCAGCCACCCCCCGUGGAUCUGGAAUAGGCAGCAAAUACGUAGAAUAAAUAAUAAGAACAACCAGAAA